AUGGCUGACCGAUUGACACAACUCCAAGAUGCUGUUGAUCAGGUAUGUACCCUCCACCACGCCCUUCAUACUUUACUGACCGCCCUCCAGCUUGCAAACCAAUUCGUGGCAUCCAUAUACUACGUCAACAAACACCACGACCUACAAACGCUGAGCGCAACCGAUAGUGUACGAGACACCAAGAAGGAAAACGAAGGCGCUCAGCGGGACCCCCAAGAUGGUGAUUGGCAUUCCCUCAAACUGCUAUUUCGUCACGCUCAUCGCAUGUAGUGGAACCCCUCCCGGCGCAACAAUUCAAAGAUGGCCAGCGCGAGUUGGCGCAAGACCUAAUCACCAAAGAACAACAAAUUGAAUUUCUGAUAUCGGUUCUCCCGGGGCUGGAGAAUAGCGAGAAGGACCAGGAACGGAUGAUUAAGCAGUUAGAGGAGGAUUUGAAGGUCGCAGAGGAACAACGGAAACAGGCUCUCAAGGAGAAGGAGGCAGUUUUGGCAAGAUUGGAGGGCGUUUUGCGGAAUGUGAAAAGACCAUGA
This is a messenger RNA of Hymenoscyphus albidus, 530 nucleotides long. Lineage: Eukaryota; Fungi; Ascomycota; Leotiomycetes; Helotiales; Helotiaceae. The record is from the annotation of a GenBank genome assembly.